Molecule: messenger RNA, 455 nt
Organism: Rubroshorea leprosula
Lineage: Eukaryota; Viridiplantae; Streptophyta; Magnoliopsida; Malvales; Dipterocarpaceae
Source: the annotation of a GenBank genome assembly
ACAAAGGAAUAAUCUAACAUAACAUGAUCAACAUGGGAGGAAGCUCAGAAUCUACAGGGAGGAGGAGUGAUAAGCUCUUAUCAUGGAGAAGGUGCUCCAGGGCAGUUAAGGAGCAGCGGACUCGGUUUUACAUCAUCUGGAGAUGCACAGUGAUUCUUCUGCGCUGGGACGAGUGAUAUUCAAGGGUGAGAUGGAAUUUUGUGUUGCUUGGUUGCAUAAUUUAUACGCCUGCUGUGUUGCUUUCUAGGAAUUUUAGUUUGGGAACGGUAUAUGUAUGCAAGCAAGCCAAUAUGCAGGGGGUAGUUGACAGGCAGAAGGUUUGCCGGGGCAGUGUAAAUUGUCAAGUUUUGUAAGAUAGGUUUUACAUUUUUGCUUAAUCCCUUGUCUCCGUCUGGGUGUGAUCAUGUCCAAUUCUGUAAGAUGAAAAAUUUUGUGAAUAGAUGAUAUGAAUUGUC